GCCACGAUUUAAUGCCUUAACCUUUUCCAUAUUUUUUUCGUUACCUUUCAGUCAGUCAAUAGUUUUGUUCUCAUUUUUUAGUCAUCCUUUAUAAAUUCAAAAUUUAUUUGUACAAACUUUAGCCCAGUUCGCCAUGUAUACCGAAAUGUGUCUCUCUGAUGUCCUGUGCUACUUGGUGCACAUGUACAUGCAAAUACGCUUACCCACCUGCAGAACAUACUCCCUCUGGAAGUUCCCGCCUAAUUUCGAUGCGAUCAAUGAGAGAGCAGGCACUUUGUUUUGGUUCUCCGAGAAGAUGUUCCCCCUUAUGUUCUACUAUGCUAUAGCCCUUAGUUUCAUUGGAACGGCUCACAAUUGUCUAGAAUUCAUAAGCAUUUUCCUCAAGAAGCCGCAUCCGAAGAAGACGUAUCGGCUAUGGAAGGUAAAGAAUUUCAAAGACAAGCAAUUGCGCCGCUUUCGUAUCAUCGGAAGCAUUUUAAUGUUAACGGCGUGGACAUUACUGCUAUACGCCUUGGCAACUCUUAAGCCGGAUUACAUUGCUCCUUGGUUAACGAUUUAUGCCGCCACUACAUCUAUCGAUAUGUUAUUGGUGGUGAUAGAUGCCUCAGUGAACAUGACUACAGACGAUAGCUUCUUGUUCAAGAUUUUGAUCUCGUCUAUCAACUUUUACUGUAUCCUUUCGGUGCGGUCGACUCUCAAGCAACUGAUCGAAUUUUACGGUUAUCAGGAUGUUGUUUGGUGGACAAAGGAAAAAUUUGCACCCUAAAUUGUGAAAAUAAGUGAAAAUUUUAAAUUUUACGUCAUACUGUAUUUUUUGCAUAUUAGCAAAAUUUAAUAAAAAAAUAAUUCUUAAACAAAAAAAGCGCCAUCUGGAUGUCGUGCCGAGUACUGGCAAUUGACCAACAGCUUUAUGGAUCACACUUUAUCCUAAGGAACAACCUACUUACACUUAGAGGGACUUAAUAAAUAAAUCUAUUUGAAAUUGGGAUUAAAAGCAUACUCAAAUGGCU
Molecule: messenger RNA, 1010 nt
Organism: Drosophila sechellia
Lineage: Eukaryota; Metazoa; Arthropoda; Insecta; Diptera; Drosophilidae
Exons: 4
Coding region: 134-766 (210 amino acids)
Source: RefSeq, a predicted model, not a curated record